This is a messenger RNA of Striga asiatica, 1054 nucleotides long. Lineage: Eukaryota; Viridiplantae; Streptophyta; Magnoliopsida; Lamiales; Orobanchaceae. The record is from the annotation of a GenBank genome assembly.
CAAACAUGGCCUUAUAAUUUAUGCUACGUAAAAAUUUCUCUUUCCACUCUAACAUGUGUUUUGAGGUCCAAAGUUCUAUCUUUUGUUAGGAACAAAUCCCCUAGCCUAAUUUCGUUGAAUGAUAAACCGAUCACAAUAAAGAAGCUCUCCUAUCGCUUGAUCUGAGGUUGGAAUCCGAGAGUUUUCUGAGGGGAGAGAAUGGCCGGAGCUUCUGAUGAUCCUCAGGCCAGCAGCAUCUGCACCCACUGUUGCACGCAAAAUAUGUGAUAGAAAGAAGAUACUUGCCUCUAUACUUGGUUCUUUUUCAUGUCUUUGCUUUAUAGUUUGGAGUGACAGAGCAAUUCCUUCUUCCAAUUUUGACUUGCAUACUGCUCACUGCUCCCGGAAUCUGGAAAAAUGUAAAGUAUGUGGUGAUAUGAUUCCAAAAAAAUCUGCCGAGGAACAUUUCUUAAGCACUCAUGCUCCGGAGGUGUAUAGGCUUGCCUUUCUGAGGGCAUGUGGCCCCACUAAGACUCCACUUACUUUACGAUCACAGGACUUCCAACAUGGUUGUUCAAUGAGACAACCAACACAGUUUCACUUUCACAUGAAAUGCAAAAUUCAAUUGUUCUUCUGUAAACAUGUUUGGUGUAACAUGAAUUUGCACAACAGAGCUACUGGGACAACCAGAAUAAACAGCGUGGAUUACUUUUUCUUUACCCAACAUCCAUCUUUUCUUGAGAUAUGUGGUGUCUUUCUUCGGGUGUCCUGUUCUCUGUGCAGUGAGACAAUGGACCGUGGCAUAUUAGACCUUCACAAAGGAGAAAACUGUCCACAAAGGAUUGUGACAUGCGAAUUUUGCGAGUUUCCACUGCCUGCAAUUGAUUUAUUGGAACAUCAGGUGUGUAAUUGUCAUCUCACUAAUAAUAUCAGGAAGUAUGUGGGAACCGCACGGAGCUAUGUCAUCUGUGCCAUAAGUAUAUUAGACUGCGAGAGAGGCAUAACCAUGAAAGUAGCUGCACUGGUUUUGUUAAUAUCAAUGCAGAAUCUUCAAGCUAACACCAGCCUUGAACCU